AGAGAGGAAAAUUGUCCUCAUGAUUUGUUUAUUUUCUUUUUAUCUCUACAUAAAAAUCAAAAGGCACACACUUCUCUCACUCGCGCAUCAAGAAGGCCUUUCCUGAAGUUGUCCUCCAGGCGAGAGCAUCCCUAAAAAAGCCCUAUUUUCCUCUGCCACUCUCAAUCCUCGCAGCACCUGCUACAAGACUGUCUCAGAAAUGAAGGCCCAACAGGUUAUUCAAGUAAAAUCAAGAGAGGAGAUAAGAGAUGACGUUCAAUUCGCUGCCCUUGAUACCGUUGUGAGUCUCAACUCCUUAUACGUUGUCUCCUCAUUUCUGGGAUUCUCCCUCACCACCAUAGGACUACAUAGCAUUGAUGGUCGUCUUGGCUGCGAUGCCAAUAUCAGCACGAUCAGGACCCUGAUGUUCUUUGAGGUCAUUUCCUUUGCAUUUUUUCUCACAUCAUCAUUGGUGGCUCAUGGCUUGAAGAUAAUGAUCAAACUUGUCAAUGCUGCUGAAUCAAAUAAAGAGUUUAGAAGCCACUUCAAUAGAAAGUCUAUUCGAAAGGUGAUGCUUUGUGCCAUCUUUAGCUCAAUCUUGGGAUGUAUUUUUCUAAUUCUCUCAAUAGUGAACAUCCUUCAGAUUCGACUAGGAAUUUUGAGUUGUAGGAGUCUAUCCACAGUCCAAGGAGCGGUUGCUCUUGUUGUUAUUGUUUCAUGUGGUGUUGUUUUCCAUGUUGGUAUUACUGUCUUGGCGUUUUUAUAUGUAUGACUUUUGGUUUAUAUUCACCUACUGGUAUGUAUGAAACAUUAUUAAUGUGUUUAAUUAUAACAUGAGUAUUUGGUUUUGUUUGUAUUCA
Molecule: messenger RNA, 839 nt
Organism: Vitis vinifera (wine grape)
Lineage: Eukaryota; Viridiplantae; Streptophyta; Magnoliopsida; Vitales; Vitaceae
Exons: 3
Coding region: 200-751 (183 amino acids)
Source: RefSeq, a predicted model, not a curated record